This is a messenger RNA of Monopterus albus (swamp eel), 4163 nucleotides long. RefSeq names its product sema domain, immunoglobulin domain (Ig), short basic domain, secreted, (semaphorin) 3bl (gene sema3g). NCBI's taxonomy places the organism in Eukaryota, Metazoa, Chordata, Actinopteri, Synbranchiformes, Synbranchidae. Gene Ontology annotation, molecular function: semaphorin receptor binding; chemorepellent activity. The transcript is spliced from 16 exons. The coding region runs from base 353 to 2716 and encodes 787 amino acids. Gene Ontology annotation, cellular component: plasma membrane. The record is from RefSeq and is a predicted model, not a curated record. Gene Ontology annotation, biological process: axon guidance; positive regulation of cell migration; neural crest cell migration.
ACUUGGAGCGCUCUUUCUUUCUUUCUCUCCCUUUUCUGUAAAGGCGUGGUCUCUUCCCCCCUUUCUCUCUUUGCAGCUCACACAGACUUCAUGUGGGCAGCUGUUUCGAGUUGAAGUAGCGGCAGCCUUUAGAGCGGAGUCAUUGAGAAACAAUUCAUCAGCCGGGCAGAGCAGCAGUCACCCAGUGGACACCAAGCUGCUCGGAAAGACCCUAUUACGCACUGGGGGGGACUGCUAACGCAAAUGUUGGCACAGUGAAAAGAAGAAUUCGGCAUUUUUCAAUAUAUUCUUACGGAAUAUUGUGUUUGCUGGCAACAACUGUAAUUUAACAACAGGACAUUUCCUAAGCAUAAUGAAGGGAAUUACACGUUUCUUCAACAUGAUCGUUGUUGCGCUACUUGUCGCCAGCGUCUCCGCAACCAAAUUGAAUGUACCGCGUCUGAGACUGUCAUACAAAGACCUGCUGUCCACCAACAGGUCAUCUGUCUUCAGCGGUCAUCACGGCCAGCUCUCUCUUACCGCUGUCUUCCUGGAUGAGUACCGUGACCGCCUGUUCCUGGGAGGGAAAGAUGUCCUAUACUCUCUAAUGCUGGGACCUGUCAGCAGCGAGCCCAAAGAGAUCUAUUGGCCCCCAUUACCUGGCAACAGAGAGGACUGCAUUGAAAAAGGGAAGGAACAGAUGGAAUGCGCCAACUUUGUUCGCCUCCUGCAACCGUACAACCGCACCCACCUCCUGGCCUGUGGCACCGGUGCUUUCCAGCCCAUGUGUGCCUUCAUCUAUGUGGGGCACAGAGGGGAGCACAUAUUCACAAUGGAUCCUAAAAAUGUGGAAAAUGGACGAGGAAAAGUUCCUCAUGACCCCAGCCUCCCCUUUGCCAGCACCUUCAGUGGUGGGGAGUUGUACACAGGACUGACAGCAGAUUUCCUGGGAAGAGACUCUGUGAUCCUCAGGAGUAUGGGAGGUCGCUCCACAAUGAGGACGGAGACUGACGAGAAACUUCUUCAUGACCCCAAGUUCAUCGCUGCCCACCUCAUCCCAGACAACGAUGACAGAGACAAUGAUAAAGUGUAUUUCUUCUUUACUGAGAAGACCACAGAGGCAGAGGACAGGGAGGGGGCUAUACACACACGUGUGGGACGAGUGUGUGCGAAUGAUGUUGGAGGCCAGAGAGUCCUAGUGAACAAGUGGAGUACCUUCAUCAAAGCUAGACUGAUCUGCUCUGUACCAGGACCUCACGGCAUAGACACACACUUCAACCAGCUGGAGGAUGUUUUCCUACUGAGGACCAAGGAUGAGAAGAACCCAGAUGUCUACGCAGUCUUCAGUACUAUCAGCAAUGUGUUCCAGGGUUUUGCUGUGUGUGUUUACCAUAUGGCUGACAUUAGAGAAGCCUUCAAUGGACCCUUUGCUCAUAAAGAAGGUCCUGACUACCGGUGGGGGGCCUAUGAAGGCAAAGUCCCUUAUCCAAGGCCAGGCGUGUGCCCCAGUAAAAUCACCAACCAGCCUGGCAGAGAGUUUGGAAGCACGAAGGAUUUCCCUGAUUCAGUGCUGCACUUUGCCCGCAACCAUCCACUGAUGUGGCGGCCAGUGUAUCCCGCUCUGCGCCAACCUGUUCUUGUCAAGACCAACAUUCCUUACAAGCUGAAACAAAUCGUGGUGGACCGUGUCGAGGCAGAGGACGGGCAGUAUGAUGUCAUGUUUAUUGGCACAGACGUUGGUACAGUGUUGAAGGUCAUUGCCCUGCACAGUGGAAACAGUCUAGAGACAGAGGAGGUCACACUGGAGGAACUACGCAUCUUUAAAGUGCCAGCUCCAAUUACAUCAAUGGAGAUAUCCGUGAAAAGACAAGCCCUGUAUAUAGGCUCUCCAGCAGGCGUGGCACAGGUGAAACUGCAUCGCUGUGAGACCUAUGGGAAAGCCUGUGCUGAGUGCUGCCUGGCCAGAGACCCUUAUUGUGCCUGGGAUGGAUCAUCCUGUGCACGAUACAUGCCCAACAGCAAACGUCGCUACCGCAGGCAGGACAUCAGGCAUGGAAACGCGGUGCUACAGUGUAUGGAUCAGAAUCUGAGUGAAGACCUUGAUAUGACAGAGGACAGGAUGGUGUAUGGGACCGAGAACAACAGUACCUUCCUGGAGUGUGUUCCUCGCUCUCCCCAAGCUACUGUGACCUGGCUUGUCCAACACAACGACCACAAGGAAGAAGUGAAGCUAGAUGAUCGUGUGAUGGCCACAGAGCAGGGGCUUCUGUUUCGUCGUCUCUUCCGCCAGGAUGAAGGUGUGUAUAUCUGUCACUCUAGAGAGCAUGGCUUCACACAGAAUCUGGUCCGUUUCACCCUUGAAGUCUUUCAAGGGGAGACCGUGGACGAGCUCAUGGCACGUGACAACGCUGGCUUCUCUGAAUCAUUCAAAGACCGGUCUACAGGAAGCUACAGGGUCUGGAUGCCUUGUAGUGCUUACAGCAGGAGUGGCUCAUCAGGCCAAAUAGGCCAACCACGCACAUGGUACAAGGAUAUCAUGCAGCUGAUUGGGCCGUCGAACUUGCCGCAUGUGGAGGAGUACUGUGAGAGGAUGUGGUGCAAUGACAAGCUGAGGAGGAAACACAAGAGCAUGCUGGAGAAAUACCGCCAGGCGCAGGAGAGCACCAGGAAAGUUCGUAGCAAGAAUUCCGGCGAGCGCAACCGGAUGCCGCGGGAUGUGAUGGCAAGGAAGGAAUAAUGGAGAAGCAAAAGAGGAGGGAUAAAAGAAAGAGGAUAAAGGGACAAAGAUUACAGUGCAGGACAAGAUGAAUGGGGUACUAUUAAGACUAGCAUCAACUCCCAGUAGUUAAACUUUUGGUGUUUGGAUUUGCAGAUAUGAGGUAGAUGAGAAAAGUUUUUCUGCUUUGGCCGACCAUCACACCUAACAGACUGGAUUUUGUGAAAUCACUGUCAGUGGCAGGAAUUGUACAUGUAAGGGAUUGGUUUUGACUGUGGCCCAAAAAGGAAGUGUUUAGAUGUCUGGGAAGAUGGCAAAAAAUGGACUGCUACUGAACUGAGCAGGCUGAUGUUGAUGAAAUGAUGUUGGCAUUGGUAAGAGACUGGUAGGAGACAAGAGACAAUGUGUCAGAUGUACUCCGAGGAUUCAUUUUUAUAUCUUGAUUACCAAGGAUGCCCUCCUCUAUCAACUUUGCCCAUGUAAACUUAUACUGCUAUUACUGACAACCACUGCUUCGAUUUCAUCACAACAUGUAAGCCAAUCUUUAUUGAGAAAGGCUCCAAAACUUCACAAAUCUCAGAUUUAUACAUAUGCAUGCUGUGGAUUGACAUUACCGAUAGCACACCCUGUCGCUUUUUGCAGCCUCGUUGACUCUUUGAACAGUUUGUAUUGGCUCAUAUCACUGUGUUAACCAUUUCAUGUAGCAUCAAGCUAGGCUAGUUUUUCAUGUAGAAAAUACAUGCUACAUGCAAAUUUGAGUUAUAGGAACAUUCUAUUUGCAUGCUUUGCAUCUUUAUGCUACAAAAUAGCAAAUUUGUCAAAUGCAGCUACAUUUUCUUUCCAUUACUUUUUCUUAGGUGGUCACAUGUCACACAAUGAAAUCACUGGAUUUAUGGCCUUAUCACACUGUAUUUAACUGGUCUGUGUCUUGCCCUGUUCUGAACUUUCAGCUAUAAAAUGUUCAUGUGUGACAUAACUGUCUUUAAAAUAUAUUUCUUAGAGGCAUAUGAAACUAAUGAAGCACACAGGCUUAGACGCUGUCUACAUCACACUCACAGACACACAGUCUCUUAUAUAAACUGAAAUCCCACUCACCCGUCACACUGAAUGCAUAAGCUCGUCUAACUGAAACUGGAAGCUACCAUGAGACGACUGUUGAUGGUUCAACGGAUUAAAGGCACAUUGAUUUAUUUUUACUGCUGUGGGUUGAACUCUCCAUUAAACACCAUCCAGAGAUCAAAAUCCUUUCUCAUGACACUUAAUUGGAUAUAUCACAGAGGCUUUUGCAUACUGGACCACCUUUUGGAACAUAUGCACUGGUUACAGUCGAUCUUCAUUAGUCUCUUCCUUGGGAAUCCUUAGGCAACUCAGCUUCACAAAUCUGGCAGUAAAUAUAUAGAAUAAUUUUUCAUUUACUUUAGUAGUAACCAUGUUUUUAAGUUUAAAAAAUAAAAGAAAAAUAUCCAUG